This is a messenger RNA of Colletes gigas, 3099 nucleotides long. It is a transcript of the gene vtd, whose product is annotated as double-strand-break repair protein rad21 homolog. The transcript has 13 exons. Gene Ontology annotation, molecular function: protein binding; chromatin binding. Gene Ontology annotation, cellular component: cohesin complex; synaptonemal complex. Gene Ontology annotation, biological process: mitotic sister chromatid cohesion; synaptonemal complex assembly; replication-born double-strand break repair via sister chromatid exchange. The record is from RefSeq and is a predicted model, not a curated record. The coding region runs from base 284 to 2632 and encodes 782 amino acids. NCBI's taxonomy places the organism in Eukaryota, Metazoa, Arthropoda, Insecta, Hymenoptera, Colletidae.
AUUUACGACACGCUAUUGCAACAUCUCCCGUGCAAAAAGAAAUAAAACAUACUUCGUGUUCAACAGCUUACGCGUAACCGCCAAAAUUACAGACAGAAACGCCAUCUUGUGCAGAGAUGUUGACAUUUUACUAAAUUGGAAAAGAUUAUAUGAUCGCUAUUUAUUCGAGUCCCACGACUCGAUUUCUGUAUUUAUAAAUGUUAAAAAGGUGCUAACUUUAUAUACUAAUUAACGCGUCAUCCAGGCUUUUCAUUAUAAGAAGUGUACGUAACACAAAUUCAUAAUGUUUUACGCACACUUCGUGUUGGCCAAAAAAGGGCCACUGGCCCGUAUUUGGUUAGCCGCUCAUUGGGACAAAAAAUUAACAAAAGCCCACGUAUUUGAGACGAACAUCGAAAAGUCUGUAGAUGGUAUAUUACAGCCAAAGGUAAAAAUGGCUUUAAGAACAUCCGGACACUUAUUGCUGGGUGUAGUGCGUAUAUACUCGCGAAAAGCUAAAUAUCUGUUAGCUGAUUGUAAUGAAGCCUUUGUGAAAAUAAAAAUGGCCUUUAGGCCAGGUAUGGUAGAUUUACCAGAAGAACACAGAGAGGCCGCAGUAACAGCUAUAACAUUGCCCGAAGUGUUUCACGACUUUGAUACAGCAAUGCCUGAAUUGAAUUCAAUGCAAUUAUUCUAUUUCAGAGAUGUUGAUAUUGAAGCACAAUUUAGUUUAAACCAAUCUCGAGCAGAAGAAAUCACAAUGAGGGAGGACUAUGGCAGUUUAGCUUUGGUUACUCACGAUCAAGGAUUUGGUGAUAUGAGUUUUGAUGCAGAACCGCCAGAAUUAUUAAGACACGCUGGGUCUGUAGAACCAUCUUUAGAUCAGACUCAUAUGUUGUUCACCGAUGGGCCAGGGAUAGAAGCAGCUUUAGAACAAAAGGAGAAGGAGCCAGUUCCAGGUCCAUCGGUAACAGCACAAGCUAUGGAUAUUGACAUGCCAAUUAGAGAUGAUGGCUUUGGCGGACAUCUUGGUCAAGAUAUCAUAUCUGGUGGCUUAUUUGAGGGUGGUUUAUUUGAUGAAGCGCCAAUGGGUGAAGUACCUGUACCUGAAGUUAGCGGAGUAGCGGAACCACAAGAACCAGGCGCAAUUCCUGGAGUUGCACCUUCUGUCCACGAUGAAUCCGAAGAAGAAAUGGGGGAUCGAUUUGGAGGGCCACCAUCUCCUAUGGGAGGGAUGAGUUCUGAUGAGUCCAGACCUGCCUCUCCUGCUGUAGCUGGUGAAGAAAUCGAAGGAAGAAUAAGUGUAGCGAGUCGUCGAUUUACCCCUGCUCCACCAAUGAUUCCCGAAGAACGUCCAAUGGAGGUUAUCGAAGAAACACCACCUUUACAAGACCAAACUACGUUAUUGCAUGAUGAAGAAGAGAGUUUUGCUCUUGCGCCAGUUGAUACAUCUGCUUUAAAAGGAUUCACAAAAGCAAAACGUAAACGCAAGCUCAUUGUUGAUGAAGUGAAGAAUAUUUCUGGCGAAGAAAUGAAAGCACAAUUAUCAGACACUAGUGACAUUAUAACUACAUUGGACCUAGCGCCUCCCACAAAGAGAUUAAUGCAUUGGAAAGAAACGGGUGGAGUUGAGAAAUUGUUUGCUUUGCCAGGCAGACCAAUACCGGCACGUGUAUUAUUCAAGAACUAUCAACGACAUCUAACAAGCAAAUCCUACGAUCACGAGGACUUUGGACGUUUAGCGGGCGAAGAGGAAGGUAUGCCUUUAGAACAAAUGAGAGAAGCUGCAGAACAAGAUUCAUACGAACAAAGUAUUUUAAAUAAACGUAUGGCUCGAAAACGAAAGAUACCUUUAGAGGCAGAGAUAAGACCACCACCUCCAGCACCAGCACCACCUCCACCUCCAAUGGACAUUGUUUCCGAAGCUGUGGAAGUUCCGAGUAUAGUUUCCCAACCAAGCCUUCCUCUUGCAGAAUCACCGGUUCCACCCGAAGUAUCUUUACCAGCAGAACCAUCAGUGUCUGAAAUUAGUGGUAUUGUACCUCCUGUUGAAGAAGUAGAAAUGAUUGCUCCAGUUCCUGAUACACCUUUAAUUUUCCCACAAAUACCUGAAAUUCCGUCAACCGAAACCCUUGUUGCGCCUGAAGAACUAGUUCCACCUACCCCAGCAGAACCAGAAGUUGUUAGUGCUGUACCAUCUACUGAAAUGCCACAAAUGGAAAAUAUGGGCUACGAUCAGGCACAACCUCAAGUACCGUACUUGGGAUACGAUGAACAUCCUGUACCACCCCACACACCCGCUAUAUCCGAAAGAGGACCGGCAACUCCAUGGAAUCACGAAGAUUACGAAUUCCCUCCGUCUGUAGGACCUCAAGAAGAACAACAAGUAGAUGAAACUUAUGAACAGUUCGAAGAACGGGUCCUUAAUAAAAGAGCAGCGCACAUGUAUCACGUUAUUAAGAGCAAACUGGAUACCAAAGAUAGAUUGACAUUAGCGGAAAUGGCAUACAAAAAUAAUCGCAAGCAGGUUGCACAAAAAUUCUAUACAUUAUUAGUUCUUAAAAAGUUUCAAGUAUUAGAGCUCCAUCAAGAAUAUCCAUAUGCUGAUAUUAUAGUCGGCAAAGGAUCAAAAUUCGAGAAUCCUGCGUUAUAAAAGUAUUAGGUAUUUCUCACCUUACGUUUACUACUAAAAAUGAUCAAAAAAAAAAAAGAAGCAGAAAGAGAAGAAUUGUAGUUAUUUUGAGACGUACAGAGAAAAGGAACGAUUUAUCUAAAUUCUUUUGAUAGAUAAAUUGUACAUGUAAAAUAAUAUAUGAAUCUAUUGUCAGAAUCUUGGGGUAGCUAAUAAGGCAAAAGAAUUUUGUAAAUCAUGUUUUUAACACGUGAUUCGGGAAUGUAUACGUUUUGUAUAAAAUCAAGGCAGAAUUGUUUUGGACCUUCUGCAUUUUCAUCGCGCUAAAAGAUUCAAUUACAUGUACAAAAAAUGUUUGCUAUUGAAAAAUGCAUAAUUUUUUACUUCGGCAAAAAGAUCAAUUGUCUUCAUUAAAUUUAUUAUCGAUCCGAACAGGGUUUGUAUAUAAUAUAUUAAUAUGUAGUCAAAACAUAUUUUAUAUCUUACUA